Cygnus olor (mute swan) is the source of this 5219-nucleotide messenger RNA. RefSeq names its product caveolae associated protein 1 (gene CAVIN1). The record is from RefSeq and is a predicted model, not a curated record. Gene Ontology annotation, molecular function: rRNA primary transcript binding. Gene Ontology annotation, biological process: transcription initiation at RNA polymerase I promoter; termination of RNA polymerase I transcription. NCBI's taxonomy places the organism in Eukaryota, Metazoa, Chordata, Aves, Anseriformes, Anatidae. Bases 2669 to 3754 code for a protein of 361 amino acids. The transcript has 2 exons. Gene Ontology annotation, cellular component: caveola; cytoplasm.
GAUGUGGAAGCAGAUGCUGCGCCUUGCUUUCCUUUGUUGUCCUGCGUACAUCUGGCGGCUUUUCUCCGAACCUGAGUCACUCUCGUUUUUGUUAGGACUGCCUGUCCCCUGCCUAUAUAAAGAGUCCGCGGUGGCGCCGUGAAAUUGCUGAGAUAUUCGAAUGAUCUGAGAUCUUUCUGGGAUAUUUCAAUAUCUGUGGCGCAGCCUAGGCGUGGAAGAUCCAAGGCUCAAACUGUGUCUGCGCAAUAAGAGCACCAAGACGUUGUUCGCGCUACAAGAGAUCGAGACGCUUUUCACUUGCCCUUUGGGAUCAAACCAGCGUGAAGGCUCCGAAGGGAAGGCUGCGGUUUGCCACCUAUUGGCUCUUCCCGGUAUGUCUCCGCUGCGGAAAAUGGCUGAAAUGAAAUUAGGCUCAAGACAGAAAAUUACUCAUCGCGUUUUAGCGCGGGGCGGGGCUGCUGCGUGCUCAGGGAGCACAGAACGUGGCUCUUGGUGCGUCCUCCUGAGCAUCAAGACCGAAACCAAGUUCCUGCUCUGACGAUUUGUCUCUCUCUGUCUAGAUUGAUGCGCUCGCUCUGCUGCUGGUGGUUUUUAUUCCCAGCUGGGGAAACUGAGGCGCAGCGAUUGCGCCGAAGUCACACAGGGCAGAGCUGGGACGAGAGCGGCGCGCUGCUCGCGUCCCGGCCUGCGAUGGAACUUCCCAGCAGACAGCUGCGGGAAGCCGCUCUGAAGAGAGAUCCCCGGUGAGAAACAACGCGCUCUGGCAGGGGGGAAGGUUUUUUACACGGGGCUGACUCAUCAGCACCAAACACUGGAAAUAAACGCGCAGGAAAAAAAAAGGUCCCUCCAGGAAAAAAAACAGGGUGUAGACAAGCAAGCUAUUUUUAAUACGUGACAUAACGCCAUAGUGGAGGCUGCACAGCACGGCUUACUAAAACCCGGCCUAGAUCAAUGGCGCGGUGUGGGUACAACGGCCCUAAAAAGCAAGCUGUCACACGACGGAGAGCACGGGGGCACGGAAAGUGCUGAGUGCAGCGAGCAUUCCUCGUGAAACAAUGUCCCUAUACAUCUGUUUGUGCGUAGUGGGUUCCCCAGCUUGUAUGCUAGGAAUUAGGGACUUCUUCCAGCGCUGGUCGAGGGAGGCUGUGAGCCUGGAAAGGACAAAAAUUGUCGGGCAUUUGUUUUAUUUGCCAGCCUGGGGCAAAAGGCAAGGGCGGGCUGGACCCCAACCCAAGGCAGGAUGUGUUAUCAAGGCAAGGGGGAACCUGCAGCCUUGCCAGGGUGCCCACAGCCCUCCAGAGAUCCCUCGGAGCCUGGGAGGGUUUCUGCCGCCUUGAGCAGCAGCUCGGCCCAUCCAUGGGUGGCCGCGUUCCUUUGGCUGAGCCAACACAGGAGUAGCGAAGUGACCCCAUCCAGGGUCGCUCCCGAGACAUGAGCUUUCCUUCUUCGUGUUCCCGUGCUUGGUCUUAGUGGGCUGUGGACACUGGGAGCUCCUCCCGAGCGUCUCCUUGCCCCGUGGUCCCCAGGCAAUAUUGGUCCCACAAGCUGUGAACUUCUGCCGACACUGUGUCAGAGUCUAGAACGUGCCUCGUGCCAGCCCCGAGGUUAAAAGUCAGCAAAAUACGGGUUAUUCCUUGCCUUCGUUUUCCAAAGCGUUCUGUGCUCUGUUAAUUUACGAAAUAAAUGGGUUGGUGGUUUGUUGUUGUUGUUGUUUUGUUUGUUUAUCCAGUAAAGCCCUGCGUAGCACAGUGCAUGUGAGCACUUACAGGUGAAUUUUUGUAUGGCAUUUGCUGAAGCGUGCCCUGCAUUUAGGGCUGGUGGCUAGAUCUGUCCGUGACUGAGGGUUGCAGAGCUGAGAGAGCUGCUUUGAGGCAGGAGUGGCCAGCUGCUCCACUUCAGGAGUGAAUUAUUCUUACUCCUUUUGCGUUAAAUCUGUACAGAGUUGUGGUGCACUCUGCCUGCACCGGGGGCACUCCUACUGUUACAUUCACACACACUGGAGCGUGCGUUUUUAUGACCCAGGAGUUAUGUGCCGUAACUACUCAAUCCAAAUUACAGCUUUUUUUUACAGAGUGUUGAAAAUCAGGCUCUCAAAAUCCUGGAAAAAAGGCUAACUGUUGGCAAAAGAUCUGAAUUCUCCAGCUGAACUUGAACGCGUGCAGUUGUUUAACCCAGCCUUCCUUUAAUAUAUACAGCUGCGGUGUUUCUUUCUUUCCAGCAGCUUCCCGAGCCGUUUGCUCAAGGUUUUUGUUUUUUCCUCUCAUUGCUUAUCAUGCCUCUAGACUUAUGGUAAAGAAGAGGUUUUUGAGUUCCAGAGCUUUGCAUUCCUUGCUGAGCCGUGCCUGUGUUUGCAUGCAAAGCCAUCGCCUCCCCUCCAACUAUUUUAAUCAUUUCAGAAAGGGUGGGUCAUCAGGCAUUUGGCAGCGGGCUCCUUUUAUAUAGCCGAGGUGGAGUCAGCCAAUGACCUGCAAGCCUGGAAAAUUUUGCAGGGCAGUUUCACUGGACAGCUUUGCAGGGCUGUGCCAUUUGAAUUUCAGCACAGACCUCCGCACACUGUGCUCUCCAUUUCUGGCGUGUCUCCCAGCACAGAGUUUAGCUGAGGCUCGGGUUUAGUUUGCCCUCCUCUCUCUCCCUGCAGUGACAGCGUCCCCGGGCUGCGCUAGCGAUCAUGGAGGAUACUACUUUGCAAAUUAUCGAGCCACCAACUGCUUCCGAGGCCUCCGAGGAGCAAACGCCUGAAGAACCCAUCAAAUCAGACCAGAUCAACGGCGUGAUGGUGCUGACCCUUCUGGACAAGAUCAUCGGGGCAGUGGAUCAGAUCCAGCUGACCCAAACCCAGUUGGAGGAGAGACAGCAAGAGAUGGAUAGCGCAGUGACCAGCAUCCAAGGAGAGCUAACCAAGCUGACGAAGGCGCACACCACCACCAGUAACACCGUGAACAAGAUGCUGGAAAAAGUGCGCAAGGUGAGCGUCAACGUGAAGACGGUUCGGCAGAACCUGGAGAAGCAGGCUGGGCAGAUAAAGAAGCUGGAGGCCAACGAAGCGGAGCUCUUGAAACGCAGGAAUUUCAAAGUCAUGAUCUACCAGGAUGAAGUGAAGCUCCCCUCGAAGCUGAGCAUCAGCAAGUCCCUGAAGGAGGGUGAAAAGCAAGAGAAGGAAGGCGAGGGUGAGGAGGUGCCGGCUGGUGAGGACCACGCGGAGGAGGAUCACAUCCAGCUCUCCUCGGAUGAGGAGGUGGAGAUCGAGGAGAUUAUCGAGGAGUCAAGGGCAGAGCGCAUCAAAAGGAGCGGCAUGAAGAGAGUGGAUGACUUUAAGAAGGCCUUCUCAAAGGAGAAGAUGGAGAAGACUAAGCUAAAGACCAAGGAAAACCUGGAGAAGACCCGCCACAACUUGGAGAAGACCCGCCACAACCUGGAGAAGAGGAUGAACAAACUGGGCACCAAGAUUGUGACUAACGAGAGGAGAGAGAAGAUGAAGACCUCUCGGGACAAGCUGAGGAAGUCCUUCACCCCCGACCACACCAUCUACGCCAGGUCCAAGACGGCCGUCUACAAAGUGCCACCCUUCACUUUCCACGUCAAGAAGAUAAGAGAGGGCGAGGUGGAAGUCAAAGCCACGGAGCUGGUGGAGGUUGGCGGAGAGGAGGGAGAAAACUCGGAUCUGAUGCGCGGGGAGAGCCCCGAGAUGCACACGCUGCUGGAGAUCACGGAGGAGUCCGACGCGGUACUGGUGGACAAGAGUGACAGUGAGUAGGACCCGCGGCAGCGCGGAAGGGUUGCGGACGGACGGCUGAACACGGAACCAGUCACAUUUUGAGAUCUCUCCGCCCCGGUGCCCCGGGGGAAGUGUACACCAUGCAUCUUUACUACCCUGCAGAGCCGACGCCAAUCCCCUGCCUGCUAGGACGAGGUGUAUUUUAUAUUUUAGUUUUAGCACACAGGAACACGGGACUGUUUUUUCUUACACACGUCAAAAUCACCCUCGGAGACCAUUCCUGCCACAGGCUGCGUGAGAGCCCUCCAGCCACCGGCCCUGAAGACGAGCUCUGAGCGACGGGGACCCAGCCCAGCUGGAGAGUGCUAAAACCAAGAUGAUAACGGCUGUACACCUGCAAAACCCAAGCGCCCUCUGUGAGCAAAGCCCUGGUGUCAAGAAAGCUUCAUGCCAAGCAGCCUGCCCAGCCCACCGGACCCCGGCUCCCCGUGCCAGGCCGAGCGGGCAGCAAGCCUCCGCUCUGCGGGGCAGAGGAUCUGCGACGCGUCCCGCACGCGGGAGGGGAGAACCGAGCAAAUCCUGGGGAUUUGCAGAGCGAAGGCGAAGCUGAGCGAGCCCCGCGGCACGCAGGCGGGUCUGCUCCGCUCUCCCCUCCCGAGGACCGGGCGGUGCCGGGACAGGCUCACCCCGAAGCCCGGCUGCCACCACGUCCCACAGACCGCGCCUGCCGCUGCUCCCCGCGCCGCUGCCGUUGCAGGGGCAGGGUGGGCGCCCGUUCCCGUGCUUGGGGUAAAGGUCUGCCUGCCAAAACCCUCCCCGGGGCAGGGAGCACGCAGAGCUGGGGCGCCGCGUCCCCCCUCCGCGGUGGCAGCGGGCAGCGAGGUGCCUGCUCGCUGGCCGGGGAGAGGGUGAACGCAGGCGGCGGUGCCGGAGAACCCAGCACCAGGUGAAAUCCGUUGCCAGAAGGCAUUUGGGAUGUGCCGGUGCCUCGCCAGGCACUCGACCAUCAGGGAGCAGCCUCGACACCUUGAGUAUUCCUCAGCCCCUGCUUCCUCCAGGGGUCCCGGCGCGGCUCAGGCUCGCACCCCCCAGCCUUGCGCUUUCCCUCCCCGUUUCCUGCUUCCCGCCGGCUUCGCUCCGUCCCCCGCAGCACGGCAGCGCUCGGAUCGAUCGCGUCCCGCGGCUCCCCCCGGGGCCGCCACGCUCCGGCUCUCACGCACGCAGCCAGCGCCACAGCAUCGCCCCGGCCCCGCAGGAGCCGGCGGGAGGGCAGGAGGCCGCUCGCUCGCCUCGGCAGCUUCGCCCCCGGGGAGCUGCGGACGCACGUGGGGACGCCGGGGCUGCUCCCGGCAGGCGGGCGAGGGAGGCGUUGGGCCGUGCUCAGCACCGGGGCUCAGCACCUCCCGGCGGUGCCGCCGCUUCCCUUCCCGGCCCGCUCCUCCCCAGGAGCAGGGAGGGCUGCUGCCGCUGGCCCGACUAAAUAUAUAAACUUGCUUUUCCUCUC